UUCAUAAAAGUGUAAAUUCUAGAGUUGUUAAAAACUAGCGUGUAUUAUUUUGGCAAUAUACGUUUCACGACUUGUGUAGACAUUUUUCAAAUGGGCAUCACAAACGAAAGCGGAAAUAUAUUUAAAUUUCGUUUGAUUUUUUCCUUAUUCUGAACCACUAGGUGUCAGAUUAUUUAGAUUAAUAUUUUUAAAGAUGGUAUUUAAAAAUGUUGAAUUUUCCAACACCGUGAUUUUUUUGUUGCGUUCUGUUUUGCUGUCAUGUUACGGAAAUGAACUUCGGGAACCUUCGGAGACACCCGGAAAGGAUCCAGCGUCUGCGAAGAUGUUGUCACGUAGGAGGAAAGUGUCGAUUGGGUUAAGACUGAUCUGUACAAAAGUGGCUUUUCUGUUGGACACAUUUCAAAAUACAAUGGAGGAACAAUCCUGCACAUCAUUUGUGGAAAUGGAAGAGUUAGAGGCAGAACAGGAGAUUGUAGCCAAGGCUCUUGCUUAUCAUUGUAACAUUACUGUGUUAAAACCUGUAUAA
Molecule: messenger RNA, 526 nt
Organism: Ostrea edulis (European flat oyster)
Lineage: Eukaryota; Metazoa; Mollusca; Bivalvia; Ostreida; Ostreidae
Exons: 4
Coding region: 194-526 (110 amino acids)
Source: RefSeq, a predicted model, not a curated record